Pedinophyceae sp. YPF-701 is the source of this 996-nucleotide messenger RNA. NCBI's taxonomy places the organism in Eukaryota, Viridiplantae, Chlorophyta, Pedinophyceae. The record is from the annotation of a GenBank genome assembly.
AUGACUGCGGCUGUCUCAGUGUCCAAUGACGCCUACCUGCCGGUUUGGAGGCCGUGGUUCGCGCUGUACAAUGUGAGGCUCAAGCCUCCCGGAAAGGGCGCGCAGACGAGCGGGAGCGACGACGCUGCCUCUGACGCAUCCGACGGCGCUCCCGCGGAGCCGGAGCCGCUUUUCCACCGCGCGCUGCCCGAGGAGCUGAAAGUCCGCAUCUUCAGCGAGCUCCCCGGAUGGAUGCUGGGCGUGGCGAGCUGCGUGUGCACGCGCUGGCGGGACAUCAUGAAGACUGACCUCAUCUGGCGAUCCGCCUGCAUGCGCGCCUGGCCGGCGUGCAGCGCCGAGGAGAACCAGGACAUCUGCGACAGCGAGUACGCCGGGGAGUGGAAGCGGAUGUGGCUGGAGCGCACGCGCCUGCGGCACGAGGGCCUCUACGUCUCGCGCAACACGUACCUCCGCUCGGGGCUCAUCGGGCCGCAGGGCGAGCGCCUGGUGGCCCUGGCACUGUACUUUCGCGUAUGGCGAUUCUUCCCCGACGGAACCUGCCUGCUGCGGUCGACGCCGCUGGCCCCGCGGGAGGUGGUGCGGCACAUGCACCGCCGGCUGAGGGCGGACGGGGACGGCGGGAGCAAGUGGGUGGGGGGGGAGGGGGUAAUUGUGGGGUCGUAUUUGUUGGACAAGGACCGACUGUAUGUCAAGCUGCGGUAUGACAACUCCAGUCGGACGGAGAUCCGGUGGAAGAUGCGGCUGCGGUCGACCGUGAAGGGCGCGCACAACCGCCUCGACGUGCUCUCGCUGUCUUCCUACGACAGGGUGAUGGACGAGGCGACGCCGCUGCCGGACGGUCCGGGCGGGGGGGACUCUGACGAGGAGUACGAGGGGUACGAUGUCCAGAGCCACUCCCGGGGGACCAACACCGUCUGUUUCAUACCCUGGGAGCGGAUCCCGCACCACGACAUCAACCUGAGCAUCAAGGAGAUGGACACGUGGAUACCGGGCUGA